Messenger RNA from Athene cunicularia (burrowing owl), 8488 nucleotides. It is a transcript of the gene ACE, whose product is annotated as angiotensin I converting enzyme. Gene Ontology annotation, cellular component: plasma membrane. The transcript has 24 exons. The coding region runs from base 4459 to 8457 and encodes 1332 amino acids. Gene Ontology annotation, molecular function: peptidyl-dipeptidase activity; metallopeptidase activity. NCBI's taxonomy places the organism in Eukaryota, Metazoa, Chordata, Aves, Strigiformes, Strigidae. The record is from RefSeq and is a predicted model, not a curated record. Gene Ontology annotation, biological process: proteolysis.
ACACUUAAUCUCUUUCAGAAGAGGCUGAAGGCACGUUUAUGGCGAUUUUUUAAUAGCAGCUUGGAUAAACAGCCGCGAUAUCCCGCGCCGGGCUCGCGGGGGAUGAUUAAUGCUCCCAGAGCAGUCACGCUCACUCGCCUCAGGGCUGGGAUUGUUUUCAGUUAUUAAAGAAGGGGGGGGGGAAAGGAAAUAAUGGACUUCGCAAUGUUUUAUUGGGCUGAUGGGUGUGGAGGGAACACGUUGGCCUCUUUGCUCACCCUGUAUCCCUGCCCAGCUCCAACUGGCUGGUGUAGAAGUGGGGAUGAAGGAUGAAGGAUGAGAGAUGAAGAGGGAGGGAUGAGGGAUGAAGGACGAAAGAUAAGGGAUGAAGGAGGAGAGAUGAUUUCUGGCCAGCCUUUUACUUCUUGCCCCAAGAUGCUCCCGGUCAUGUGCCUGGCACUGAACACAUCUCCUGCACUGUGGCUGGGGGGCUUCCCAGAGGGUGGCUAUCGGGGUCUUGCAUUUAUUUAUGACCCUCCCAAGACAUGGGCUUCAUUUAGGGGCCCUAAGCCGAUGGCUGCCUUCAGCACCUUGCAUUUUCAGGGCCUUGCGAUGUCAUAGUGCAUCCUCGGGCUGCUGGCACUGAUCCCAGCCAGGGGCAUGGAGCCUGAGGAGACCCUACAGUGGAAACCGUCUCCAUCCCAUUCCCAUCCACCGCCAAGCCACCCAGUGCUGCCCCGUGCAGCCAGCCUGGCUCACGUGUGUCCCCCACACCCACAUCAGGACCAGCCUCCCCAGGGUCAUAACCCUUGUCCCAGGGCAAGCAUGAGCUGGGAAGCUUUUUUUUUGCAGGGCACAGUGGAAAUAGUGCUGAUAAGGAGGGUUUCUGCUGCGUUCAGCCUCUGGCAAGAGCUGAGUGUGCACUUGUGAUAAAGCAGCAAUCGUUGCUGUGCAGCUGGGGGUGACCACCCCACAGCCCAUUGCACCCCAUCCCCAUGCAGAGGGGACAUGCCAGGCUUUAAAUAUAUUUUAUCUAGGGAAAAUCUGGAAACAGCCCUGCAGUAUUGUUAAAAAACCUCAGCAGAGAUAUUUUGCAGUCAGACAGCAGGACCCGGGAGUGAGGACUCCUGGGCUCCUCUCUCCAUUCCAUUCCCCAAGCCCUGGUGACGUUGAAGGACUGGCCACAGCACUUAUUCUAACAGUUCAUAAUUAUUUUAGCAAUCACAGAUCUGAAAUAAAUGGCAAAAAAACCCAGUUGCUUGGGAUGUUUCUUUAUAUUUUUUUAAAAAGAUUGGAAAAAAAGUUGUUUGUUUAGAUGAAAAAUUUGGACUGAAGAGGUGAUUUUUUCCUCUCUCCCUCACAGCAGCAUCACUGCAUCUGGGAAAGCAGCUUAGCGAAUUAUACGCUAUGAUAAUUGAUUGAAUUCAUCAGUAAAUAAAGCAGGAGCCUUUAAACUCAGGGUCUGGAGAGGGAGGAAAAAAAUUCUCCACCAGUGAAUUGUACCUACCAGCACAGGAGCUAUCGCACUCAUGAAACCACAGCUAUUGGGAAAAGUAACAAAAAAGGCUGCACAUCUGAUAAAAAUAAAGCUUUUUGAGGUUUAAAUCAGGAGGGAGUCCUUUCUCUCCCCUCCAGGAACUCCUUAGUUGCUCGGAGAGAUGGAUAAGACAGGAGUUUUGAAGCACCCUUUGAAUGCUUUGAGAGAUACAAUGGGGAAGCCAAAAAUGUGAUUUAUGAUAAAAGAAGGGAAAAAUUGGCUUGAGCAUCCACAGCCAGUGGCUGUAGGGCUGGGACAUACCCAGAAAAACCACCAAAUCUUCCCAGCACCAGAGCCAUCCCCAAAUACCUGCUUCUUCACACAACCACCCAAGCUCGCCCUCUCCCAUCACACCACUCUCACAGCCAUUACCUUGCAGCUCCCCUAAGAAAUAUUUGCUGCCAAAUUCCUUAUUUCCUCAUUUUGGGGACUCUGGAGCUGGGGGUUACACCAGUGGGUGCGCCUGCCAGCACUGCCAGCAGCGGGCAGGGAGAUUUAGAGGUCUGGCAAGCCAAGGAGCUUAUCUAAUAUAUGGAGAGCAAGUCGUGCUCCUUCACAAGUGAGGCACCACCACAGCUGCACCCCCGCGACGUGCUGCAGGAAUGGUCUGGCCACCACACACGUGUCCAUGCACACGUGCUCCGGAGAGGAGGAGGAGGACAUCUCCGUUCAGCUGGUGAUGGCGAUGCAAGCCGAUGGGAAGCAUCCUCCCGGCCCAGGGUAGCCGCCGGGGACACCACAUCUCACCCAGCAUCUCUCGAGCCCACGUCCCCGCGAGUCAUUUAGCAUCCGUCUCCGUGGCAACAUGAUUUUCACAUCCUUCGAUACUUCCUGUCCCUUUGGUCUGUGGCACUGGCAGCCCCCAGUACCCUGCCUGCUGGGAGCAGGUGGGAGUACAUCACCCACCCUGGCACCCCUGAGAGGGGUGGAGAGUGGGGACCAGUCCCUCUGCUCUGCAGGAUGUCCCAUGGGUGUCUCUGAGCCCAUCCUUGGUGGGAGCUGGGGCACAGCGAGGAUCUGGGGCAGGACAGGAGCACCAACGGGCAUCUUCAAGCUUGCAAGCAUCUCACCUGCCUUCCUGAGCCAACAGCCAGCACCUCCCACAUGUAGGAUGUUUUUCUGCCUGACCCCAGAUGGAGCUUUUUAGGAUGGGAUGCCAUGAAGUUGUGCUCAUCCUUGGAGAUGCAGCCAUCGAAAGGACCUUUUGCCCAGUACAAUGUCCCAUUGCAGCCCCUCUCGCACCAGCCUUGGAAGAUGUUCAUGUGGAAAAUGAUGGAGACCUACCCUUCCCCUGCGGGAAACACCAACUUUGGAAAAGGCUUCGCUCGCUGGGAUUUCCAGAUAUCAGCACUCCGCUAAGCGCAGAGCGCAUUUCAGCCACGCCUCCCUCCCGAGACCCCCGCCGGUGCCAGUGCUGGAGGCUGUGCCACAACACCCUGGAGCCGGGAAAACCCCUCCCAGCACAGUUGGGAACGCAGCUGGGGCGCAGGAAAUCUCCAUUCAUCGGCGCUUGGUCACCAGCCAAAUUGGAGCCAAACCAACCAUUUUUUCCAACUUCCCAGUAAAUGAGUUUCCAGAGACCUGUGGCUAGUAGGGAAAGGGGUCAGCAAGGGGGGUGCAGGCAGAUGCUGGCUUCAGCCCUGGCUCCAUGACGUCCAGGCUCACAGGCGGUGCCAGUGCUGUUGCACAUCCAUACAGGCUCAGGGGUUGGGGUGAUGAAGGUUGUUUGGGUGCCCACAUCAGCUUGUGCAGGUGGAGGGUGGAAAGGCAGGAUGAGAGGCUGUGAUUUUUGAAGGGAGGUUUAAUAGACAUCAGAGGGUUGCAGGCUCCUAAAUCCCUUUUCUUUUUUGGAAAUGGCUCUGCACACGCUGUAGGGUGCCCAGCCCUGCAGAAGGACUCACCCCUUGCUGAGGGGGGCAUGCUGUCCCCCCCAUGCUCUCCAGAACCCAGCAGGGCCAACAAGUCAAGGAGUUUCUCCCUGUUCCCCCCCGAGAAAAGCUGUGCCCUCCAUGGCCAGUGUCUACUGUGUCCCUAAGGGGUGGUGGCCCCAACGAGGGAUGAUGGACUCAACCAUCCCGUGCUCAGUCUGGGCACGGUUCCCAGCACUGGGGCCAGGCCCUGGAGGAAAGGGAUUUAGUUAAUUAAAUAGAAAGAAAAAAAGAAGAAAGGAACUAUCAAGCCCACCGACAUGGGUCUGGUUUUCAUUUUGAAGGAACUUUUUGUUACUUGUUUGUCAUCAGACUAAUUUCUCCAAGUCCAGAACACUUGGUGUGAUGUGAUGGGAGUUCCUUCACAGCCAGCAGAGAUAUUCCGUUUCUCAAAAAAAUUAGGUUAUGUCAGGAAGGGGGUCACUUUGGCAAGAAACAGCAGGAGAUGGACCUUGGCUGCCCUCCAAGUGAGUGCUUUUCCUUCUGUGCUCGCCCUCGUAUCCCGCGGCGGGUGGCCGGGCCGCUGCUGAGGGGCGUUCGCCGCGUGAUGCUGGCGUGGGGAGGGGAUCUCCUGCCAAGCGCCAUGGUCCAGCCGAGCCGGAUCCCCCUGCGCUGAGCCAGGAGGGGACGGGGACCCUGCAAACAUGGAACUGCCUCCCACUCACCCUGUCCACCCCAGCCUUUCUCCUCCUUGCUUUUUUUUCCACCUUUCCUUCAAUUCUUAUCUGUCUCCUUUCCUCCCUUCUGUCCCAGCCCCUUCCCCUUCCCUCCCGGCAUGGCCAAGCGCCAAAGGGACUUUGUACCCCAAGGCAGCGCUGGCUCCCUGCUCCUUCCCGCAAGCCCGGGAGCUGCCGAAGGGAGAGCGAAAUGCUCCGGUCUUAUCUGCGAGGGGAGGCAGGCUCGGUGGGCAGGGUUUGCGCGAAGGCUGCUGGCUUAUAAGCAGCCGGCAGCGGAGGCAAAGCUCUCGCAAGGCACCGACCGGGGCCCCCCCACUCGUGCACCACUCCCGCCGCGAUGCCCCCGGCACUGGGGCUGCUGCUGUGGCUGAGCCUGGCGAGUGCCCUUCGGCCUGGCCUUGAGCCCCCCAACCAUGACCCCACCGAGGAAGGGGCCGCCCUCUUCGCCAGCGCCUACAACAGCACGGCUGAGCUCGUCCUCUUCGAGAGCGUCUCGGCCAGCUGGAAUUACUACACCAACCUGACGACCGAAAACGCUGCUCUGCAGGUCGAGGCAUCACUGGAGGAGCAAAAUUUCACGGAGCUGUGGGGGAAGAAAGCCAAGGAGCUCUACGGCAGCAUCUGGAGCAACUUCAGUGACCCACAGCUGAGGAAAAUCAUUGGCUCCAUCCAGACCCUGGGACCCUCCAACCUGCCCCUGGAGCAGAGAGAGAAGUACAACACCAUCCUGAGCAACAUGGACAAAAUCUACUCCACGGCCAAGGUGUGUCUGCCCAAUGGUACCUGCUGGGAGUUGGAGCCAGACAUCUCGGAUAUCAUGGCCACCUCCCGCAGCUACAAGAAGCUGCUCUAUGCCUGGGAGGGGUGGCACAACGCCGCGGGCAACCCACUGCGCGCCAAGUAUGAGGAGUUUGUGAAGCUGAGCAACGAGGCCUAUCAGAUGGAUGGAUUUGAGGACACAGGCAGCUACUGGCGCUCCUGGUAUGACUCAGCCUCCUUUGAGGAUGACCUGGAACAUCUCUACAACCAGCUGGAGCCACUCUACCUCAACCUGCACGCCUUCGUCCGGAGGAAGCUGUACGACCGCUAUGGCCCUAAAUAUAUCAACCUGAAGGGUCCUAUCCCUGCUCACCUCCUGGGUAAGAGGAGGGACCCCCAGCCUGCGCCCAGGGGUGCUGGUGGGGCCAGAGGGGCACAUGCAGGGCCAUGGUGGGACAGCGAGUUCCCAGUCAUCACUGUGUUUCUCUUUCUCCCAACCUACCACCAGCUCUGCUCCAACUGUUUUCUCUCCUCAGGCAACAUGUGGGCUCAGCAGUGGAACAACAUCUAUGACCUGAUGGUCCCCUACCCUGGGAAGCCCAACCUCGAUGUCACAAACACCAUGGUGCAGCAGCGCUGGAACGCCACCCACAUGUUCCGGGUCUCGGAGGAGUUCUUCACCUCCUUGGGGCUGCUGGAGAUGCCCCCCGAGUUUUGGGACAAGUCCAUGCUUGAGAAGCCAACGGAUGGACGGGAGGUGGUGUGUCACGCUUCAGCCUGGGACUUCUACAACCGCAAGGACUUCAGGAUCAAGCAGUGCACGACGGUGACCAUGGAGCAGCUCUUCACGGUGCACCACGAGAUGGGCCACGUCCAGUACUACCUGCAGUACAAGGACCAGCCUGUCUCGUUCCGCAGUGGGGCCAACCCUGGCUUCCAUGAGGCCAUCGGCGACGUCAUGUCCCUGUCUGUCUCCACUCCCAGUCACCUCAAGAAAAUUGGUCUCCUCAGCAGUGCCACUGAGGACACAGAGAGCAACAUCAACUACCUGCUGAAGAUGGCUUUGGAGAAGAUUGCCUUCCUGCCCUUUGGCUACCUCAUCGACCAGUGGCGCUGGAACGUGUUCAAUGGCCGCACACCCCCGAACCGUUACAACUACGACUGGUGGUAUCUGAGAACCAAAUACCAGGGUAUCUGUGCUCCAGUUUCAAGGAACGAAAGCAACUUUGACCCUGGAGCAAAGUACCACAUCCCUGGGAACACCCCUUACAUCAGGUACUUUGUGAGCUUCAUCCUCCAGUUCCAGUUUCACAAGGCGCUGUGCCAGGCAGCCAAACACACCGGUCCCCUGCACACCUGUGACAUCUACAUGUCCAAAGAGGCUGGAGCCAAACUCAGGGAAGUGUUGAAAGCUGGGUCUUCCAAGUCGUGGCAGGAAAUUCUGUUCAACCUCACUGGUACGGAUAAGAUGGACGCUGGGCCCCUCCUGGAGUACUUCAGCCCUGUCACCGAGUGGCUUCAGGACCAGAACAACAAGACCAAGGAGGUGCUGGGCUGGCCUGAGUUUGACUGGCGUCCCCCUGUCCCUGAAGGCUACCCUGAAGGCAUUGACAAAAUAGCAGAUGAAGCACAAGCUAAAGAGUUCUUGUCUGAGUACAACAGCACGGCCGAGGCAGUGUGGAACGCCUACACCGAGGCAUCCUGGGCCUACAACACCAACAUCACCGACCACAACAAGGAGGUCAUGCUGGAGAAGAACUUGGCCAUGUCCAAGCACACCCUUGAGUAUGGCAUGAAGGCCAGGCAGUUCGACCCCUCCGACUUCCAGGACCAAAGUGUCACACGCAUCCUCAAGAAGCUGAGUGUCAUUGAGAGGGCAGCCCUGCCUGAGAAUGAGCUGAAGGAGUACAACACCCUCCUUUCAGAUAUGGAGACCACAUACAGCGUAGCCAAGGUCUGCAGAGAGAACAAAAUCUGUCAUCCUCUGGAUCCUGAUCUCACGGACAUCAUGGCCACCUCACGAGACUAUGACGAGCUCCUCUUUGCAUGGAAGGGCUGGCGGGAUGCUUCUGGGAAGAAGAUCAAGAACAACUACAAGCGAUAUGUGGAACUGAGCAACAAGGCAGCCGUGCUCAAUGGCUACACGGACAAUGGGGCCUUCUGGAGAUCCCUGUAUGAGACACCCACCUUCGAGGAAGAUCUGGAGAGGUUGUACCUGCAGCUGCAGCCCCUGUACCUCCAUCUGCAUGCCUACGUACGCCGGGCCCUGUACAAAAAGUAUGGUGCAGAGCACGUAAACCUGAAGGGUCCCAUCCCUGCUCACCUGCUCGGCAACAUGUGGGCCCAGUCAUGGUCCAACAUUUUCGAUCUGGUGAUACCUUUCCCAGAUGCCACCAAGGUGGAUGCCACCCCGGCCAUGAAAAAACAGGGCUGGACACCAAAGAAGAUGUUUGAAGAGUCGGACCGUUUCUUCACCUCUCUGGGCCUCAUCCCCAUGCCACAGGAGUUCUGGGACAAGUCCAUGAUCGAGAAGCCAGCAGACGGGCGGGAGGUGGUGUGUCACGCCUCAGCCUGGGACUUCUACAACCGCAAGGACUUCAGGAUCAAGCAGUGCACCGUGGUGAACAUGGACGACCUAAUCACGGUGCACCACGAGAUGGGCCACGUCCAGUACUUCCUGCAGUACAUGGACCAGCCCAUCUCAUUCCGCGAUGGGGCCAACCCUGGCUUCCAUGAGGCUGUCGGGGAUGUCAUGGCCUUGUCUGUCUCUACCCCAAAACACCUGCACAGCAUCAAUCUGCUGGACCAAGUCACAGACAACAAAGAAAGUGACAUUAACUACCUGAUGAGCGUUGCCCUGGACAAAAUCGCCUUCCUGCCCUUCGGGUACCUCAUGGACCAGUGGCGCUGGAAGGUGUUUGAUGGGCGGAUCAAGGAGGAUGAGUACAACCAGCAGUGGUGGAACCUCAGGAUGAAGUACCAGGGCUUGUGCCCACCAGCACCAAGGUCUGAAGAUGACUUUGACCCCGGGGCAAAGUUUCACAUCCCUGCCAAUGUUCCCUACAUCAGGUACUUUGUCAGCUUUGUGAUCCAGUUCCAGUUCCACCAGGCGCUCUGCGUGGCAGCCAACCACACGGGUCCCCUGCACACGUGUGACAUCUACCAGUCCAAGGAGGCUGGGAGGAUCUUGGGGAAGGCCCUGAAGCUGGGUUUCAGCAAGCCGUGGCCCGAAGCCAUGGAGCUCAUCACAAAACAGCCCAACAUGUCAGCUGAUGCCCUGAUGAGCUACUUUGAGCCACUCAUGACAUGGCUGGUGAAGGAGAAUGAGAAGAACGGGGAGGUCCUGGGCUGGCCUGAGUACAGCUGGACUCCUUACACAGCCACUCCAGCCCAAGCUGGCCCCGACCGAACUGAUUUCCUGGGCAUGUCCCUGGCUCACAAUCAAGCCACAGCAGGCGGCUGGGUCCUGCUCGCCCUGGCUCUCCUCUUCCUGAUCACCACCAUCUUCUUGGGUGUCAAGUUCUUCUCAACCAGGAGAAAGGCCUUCAAAUCCAGCUCAGAAAUGGAACUGAAAUAAAACAGCCAUCAGCGGGGGAGCACGGACAGGG